Aspergillus pseudoviridinutans is the source of this 579-nucleotide messenger RNA. RefSeq lists its product as uncharacterized. The coding region runs from base 1 to 579 and encodes 192 amino acids. The record is from RefSeq and is a predicted model, not a curated record. NCBI's taxonomy places the organism in Eukaryota, Fungi, Ascomycota, Eurotiomycetes, Eurotiales, Aspergillaceae. The transcript is spliced from 2 exons.
AUGAAGCACCUCCUCUUUACUCUCCUCGCCUUGGCCUCCACCUCGGCCUUGGCUCAAGAUCCCGGUCCAUCGCCUACAGCCUCUGUUGGCUGCAAGCCACAUGGCGACCACUGGCACUGUGAUGGUCCAGCAACUGGAGCCGCUACUACUACCAGCGAGCUAUCCCUCGCUCCAAGCCCCACUGAGUCUGUGGGAUGCGAGCCACACGGGGACCACUGGCACUGCGACGGGCCCGCCUCCACCGCGGCCAUGACAACGGCGCCUUCUGACCACCACGAUCACAAUCACGAUCACGACCAUGAAGACAAGGACGGCGCCGCGACUCCGACGGCCCCCAGUCCCACAGAGUCGGUUGGAUGCAAACCGCACGGCGACCAUUGGCACUGCGAUGGGCCGCGAGAGACAGGUAGUGCUUCUGCCAGCACGAGGGAGGCGUCCGCUUCCACUUUGGUCUCGACUACUUCAUCUGCCACAGCAUCUGCCACAGGGGCGCAGCAGUCUGGUGGGGCUGGUUCCUUGAGCGUGGAAUUGACUGUGGCGGUUGGGUUGGCUGUCGCCGCUGCGGCAUUUCAUGUUUGA